AUGGAUUACAUCGGAUAUACAAUGAACAUUUGUUUAAUUCUUUUCAUGAUUUCCGUUACCGGCAGCCACUGCCAGUACUACAGCAACCGUGAUAUCAUUCUGACACCACACCAACUCAAGACCUAUCCGGGCAAGAUUUUGUACUACCGACCCCACGAGUUCGCCACCGGUCCGGGGGUCCUGGACAAUGUCGUUCCUGCACAGCAGGGAGGAGUAACCGGCACUACGGCGGUACCCUGGGAGGAUGUACUGAAGGAGACCGUCUUCCUCGCGCUGAACGAUAAUAAAACCAGUGCCCAGUCAGGCGAUGGCAGCAUGACCACCAACCAGCCGCUGUACAUUAUGCGGCAGCAGAGGGCCAUUUAUGCGGCGCCGUACAUCGGAAUGGUGGACCUGAGUGUUCCUCGCUUCGGUGAUAUUGUGGAGCUGGCCCACGGACGGUUGGAAAAGGAGAGCGAUGAUAGGUACUAUUUUGUUCAGGACGAUCCCGGAUAUCGGCAGGAAAGUGGACGGAAUUUGAGUGCCUUUUGGAAGGUGGAACGGAUCCGACAUCGGGACGAGCUGCGUGGCCAUCGGUACGAGCUGAAAUUUACUGUUGCCCCAAUCAAGGAUUCUCUGUUCGAUGAAAGUGCGAUCGUGAAUAGAAGUUUUGUUGUGCGGGAUGAGGAUUAUCCACGGUACUUCGGCAUGCUAUCACCCAAUGCGAUUCCGAUGAUGAAGAAGAACGAUCAAUUUAUGGAUCGAGCUGUGUUUGAUUCUGCCAUGCCAUAUCAUCCGGCUUUCGGUGGGAAUAGAUUAUAUCGGCCAACGCAGGCGACGAUUACUCUUGGCGAAUAUUUGCUUCAAUCACUGUUCUCCGGAGGUGAUAGUACACCAAAAGCCAGUCACUACGCACCGAAAGCUUACCGAUUUGGAUCUGCCUUUAAUAGGAUCAAAUUCCCAGAAAUCUACACAGCACAAACGUCGCCUAAAUUUUACCAUCAUAUGCAUUUCCAGCGGCCGUCAAUCGCUCCACUAGCACCGACUGCACCACCGAUGCCUCCUUUGAUCAAGGAUCUUCAUAUCCCAGCUCCGAGCAACGUCCAACAAGAUCUCACCAGACUAGUAGACUUCCGCGGUGCAACUGACGCGGUGGAAGCAAACUCAAAUACGGAGAAUAAUGUCUCAACAAAGCCUCCUUCUCCACUACCACAGUUGAUGCCAAACUUUAGAUAUCCACCACCGAUGCUGACAGUCCAGCCAACACAUAUCCAUCACCAUCAUCAUCUACAGCAGCAGCUACAGCAACAACAGCAACCACUACAACAACAACAGCAAUCUACCGGACCGAAUCAGCCACUAAACCAACAGCAGAACAACAUACCCCCAAUGCAACCGCUUCCACCUAACCUUGUCCAAUCAAUCCCCGUUUACAACCCACAGAGUGGAGUCAUGCUGAACCACAUCCCGAUCUCUCCUAAUCACAUGAUUCAGGUUUCUCAAGCUCCAAUUGCCAUACCAGUGCAUCUUCAAUUACUCCCACCCCAAGGACAGGUUUAUGCUCCCCAACAAGACGGACUCCAUGCUGUUCCCAUUCGAAUUAUGCAGCAAGCUCCAAGCUACAUCUAUUCCCCGGUCAACCAUUUCCUCGCACCACAACAUCAUCCGGCUUUCCUUGUUCCUAAAUUCCCGAAUCAGACGACCCACUUCCCGCAUCACACACCCAACAGCAUCCCAACCACGCUGAAAUACAGCAGCACCAACACCGGAUACCCAUUCAAAUACACUCCGCAACCUUCGACCAGCCCGUACGUAAGCCCAACGGCUUCACAUUAUCGCUAUUCAUCCCUGCCAACAGUCCAAUCGUCACCCGCUGGUAAGCGAGAGAAAUUCACGCCAUCGGCCUUCAACCCUGUCUCGAGCAGCAGCAGCAGCACCACUCCUCCACAUUACUACAAAGUCGACCCAGACACCGCUGGAAGCACACCGAUCGAUUCUGCUUCACCCAAAUUUCAAUCAUUUGGGAUAGAAAAUGCAGUCACACCAAAAACCACCACCGUCCUCCCAUUCGCCACAGCCGGCGACAGCUCGUUCACUCCCUCGAUCGGUCACACAUCCUCGGUUCACCAAGGGUUCGUUAGUAAUUUCCUCGACGAUAAAGGAAAUCUUGGCGAAAAUGGCAAAUUGUUCUCAGAACCAGAUCCACUGUAUCACAAAAACACGGGAACUACACCGAUCUCCAUUACCAGUCCUAGUCCAUCGGUGUCCUCAUCGGGAGCAUUCCCUCACACGGUCGGACCAAGCUACACACCCAAGUACACAUCACACUUCUCGUACAAACCGUCUGCAACGCUUGCGCCUCCUCAGAUCGAGACUCCGAUUUCAUCAACUCUAAAGAGUUACCACUAUCUAAAUCACGAUAGCUUCGAUUUUGUUCCAUCGAGAGUUGUAGAACUGGCCCAUGUGAAGAAGGUCCCGAAAAAGCAAGGCUCCAAGCGUAAGAAUCAGGCCAAUCAUCAUCAAAUCACCGUCACAAGUCACAAGCCAUUGAAAUUCAGCGAAUCACCCGACUACGCCACACACCGACCGGAAGCACAAAUGAGUGUUCAACUACCGCCUCCGGAGAAGGACUAUACCACCUACUACGGAACUCCGAAGCAUAGCCACAAGGUGCAGAGACCAAAGAACUACGUCACUCAACCAUAUAGCAGUUCCACGACUCCAUUCCCAACUUCAUUGACAACCCCGGCUUCUUCUGCAUCCGUUAGCACUACCCCAACACCACAAAUAACCUCAAGUACCGCUGGUACUCCAGCUUCAGUAGUCACCGAGAAACCCUUCACUCACUACCAACCAUACUUCAAGAAUAAACACGAAAAGUCCGAUGAUAUCUCGAUAACUACGAUGCGACCCAGGCUCAUUAUCAAAACUAUCUACAAAUCCUACCCAAGCACCCUGUCAACCAUCAACGGAGGAGCAACCGUCAACACAGCAACCAUCAACGCAGCUAACAGCGUUACAUCCACCGAAAAACCGACCCUCAAAUGGAUCCCGAAGCGACCACGCAACAAAUAUAACAGCACCAGCGUAGAGCAUUCCGGAUCAAGUUCCACUUCUUCAUCUGCAAGCAUCGAACAGUUCUCGUCCUCCUUGGAACAUUCCCCGACCUCGGACAUAUCCUCUAGCAAUCAACAAAACUCCACCUCAAUGCAGGCAACUUCCCGCCCGAGUCUCGAAAACCAGAUGAACCGAUUGCGAGCUUCUCGUGGUCGAUCGCGUUACACUCAUCGCCGUCCAACUACUCCGGGCAUGCCAACCGCGUCCCAGCACCCAGUAAAGCCUCAUCGGAUGCGGACGACGACGACGACAACGACAACUACCACGACUUCCACAACUGUUAAGCCCGGUCCUGUAAUAACUUCGUCGGUCUUCGACAGCAACCGGUUGGACAAUAGACCGCCAACGGAGGAGGAAGAUCAUAAACCCGCAGAGAGCGCCGUAGCUCCCAUCAGUUUGAAAAACACUAGCAACGAAAAAUCCAAACGUGACACCUCAACCGAAGAAAACGAAGUUAUAGUUGCUGAACCACUGAUCGCGAAUCUGGUCGCUGCUACCGCCCCAACCCCCGCCUAUGAAAUGAUCAAAGCUGACAUCCAACCGGUCGAAACGAACAACACCGACAUCUUGCUGUUCGAAGCCAGCGAUGCCAGCAGCGGCACAAUAUUCUCCGGAAGAGCUUCAAAAUCACCCAGCCUGGAAGAUCUGACCAUGUCGAUCAUCAACCAUGCCCGGGCACUCGCUAACCAAACACAGAAACCACCGGAGGAACAGAACGAUCGGACGCUUCAGACGAACGAAAUCGACCAUAAAGCACCGGAACUGCCGGAGACUACGGUUCCGAUGCCCACGGCAGUUCCCAGUACCAGUGAACCUUCGGUCGAGAGUACGAUUCCUCAGAGUGGAACCAGCAGCGAACAGACGGAAGCGACAAACGCCACCACUGCCGUAGAAACCGCCGAAACGGAACCAGUUGAAGGUGAAAGCGAAAGUAGGAGUGAAACCACUGUUAGUGUAGACAUUUAGUGCGUGUGUGAGUGACAGUAGAACAAGUCUAAAGUUAUUAGGUAGAGUUUAAGCCAAGUGACACCAAAUUAAUUUAAAGUGUAAUUUAUAAUAUUUAUACAGCAUAUAAAACUAAGAAGAGAAAUGUGAAGAAAAACCCAGAGGACUGUGAGAAAAAAAAACUGAUAAAAAACGCAAAAGAACUGAGAUACCCGCCGGUAGGAACCGAUCAUCUGUGAACGAAUGAGAAGAGCGAGCAGCUUGUGGGAAGCUUUAAACAACGAAAAGCUAUAGGAGCCGGUG
Topomyia yanbarensis is the source of this 4344-nucleotide messenger RNA. Its product is annotated as mucin-2-like. The coding region runs from base 1 to 4062 and encodes 1353 amino acids. Lineage: Eukaryota; Metazoa; Arthropoda; Insecta; Diptera; Culicidae. The record is from RefSeq and is a predicted model, not a curated record. The transcript has 3 exons.